Molecule: messenger RNA, 5269 nt
Organism: Heterobilharzia americana
Lineage: Eukaryota; Metazoa; Platyhelminthes; Trematoda; Strigeidida; Schistosomatidae
Source: the annotation of a GenBank genome assembly
AGGUGCGUUUUUAAAAGUAGACGAUGCAGUAAUAAAGCUUCCAGAUGUCAGCUGGUAUAGAUCUCGUCCAGUGUUUCGGAGACACUCCGGUUACGUUUGAUGAAUUGACUUCAAAAUUAUGUUAUCCAUUGAGUAAAUUUGAGGAAUUUUCCGAUACUCCUGAACUGCAUCAAACUCUUGCCCAUGCUGAACUGAUAGUUUGUCGAAUUCGAGCUUACUAUAAUCUCAUUCAAGAAAUUUGCAAACAAUCUGUCAAUACCGGUGAAGCAUUUUCCUCUUCUCUGUUAAAAUUGGCCAAGUGUAUUGAUUUGGGCGUUGAUCAAAAACAGUUAUGGGCAUUCAAUACAGACUUCACAAGUGAAUGGGAUCAUUUGGGGACUCAAAAGAUACUUAAUCAUGCUGCUCACCUAAUAACUUUAUUUGCCGAACAAACAAGAAUGCUAGCCACAAAGAUAUUGGAUAUCGAGACUAUCUUAACAAAAAUUAAUGAUAGCUUAAACAAACUGCAAGAUCUUCGGUCAAAUUUUCAACGUGCUUAUGAACGCCUAGAGAAUGCUAUAAAUCGUGCUGCCUCAGCAAGUUCUUCACGAUCUCCAUUAGAUUUACAAACAUUUGACAAUCAAGUUAAAGAGGCUCAAGAGAUAUACCAAACAACAGCAACAGUCUACUUAUCACAUAUUCGUCAAAUGACUGGACCAAAUUAUAUCAUUUCAUAUCUACGACUGAUUAUAUUAGCAUUGUCUGUUCAACAAUUCUAUUCUGAACAAGUGAAUUUGAUAUUUGAUAGUUCCAGUAAGAUAAAUACUCUCACUUCUUCAUCGUUAGUAAACCAAAUCAAAAAGUUGAUCACAAAUAUUGAAGAGAAAUCAAAUGUCAUGGAUUCUGGCAAAUCUAAACCACUCAAAACUCCAAUCUGCGAGAUGAAAGGUGAAGUAAAUCUAAGCACUUCGCUAAAUCCCCGUUUAGAAGGUUAUUUAUUCAAGAGAAGUGGAAAGAAAGGUUGGCGUACGUGGGCUCGAAGAUGGUUUCGUGUAAAUGACAAUCAAUUGGUUUAUUGUAAACGUUUCCCUGGGUUAACAUCCGCAGAUCUCCAGUCUGCAUGUGAUACUGCAUUUUUGGAGCUUACUCAAAGAGUAAAUGCACUAUCUUCUUGUACUAAUCGACUGAAAAAUGAAACAGACGCCAAAAACUAUCUUGAAAAUAAUCUUCCGACGCAGUUGUCUUGUCAAGCUGCUCCGCGAUGGACUGUUAUGGAGACUAACCUUCGAUUUUGCACAGCUCGAGUUGUUCAACCAAAUAAGCGAUUAACGGCUGGAGAGAAACAAAUGAAUUUAUUGCAUUAUGUUACAGAUCGUCGAUUUGUCUUUGAACUGGUAUCAUCAGGACACCGAACAUAUUAUUUACAGGCUGGCAGUACUGAUGAAUUGAAUCUUUGGGUGAAUACAUUACAGUCUGGUCUUCAUGAACUCUAUCCGACUAAUUUACCACGUUAUCUAAAAAAUGAGGGUUUGAAAGAGAGCUUUACCAAUGAUUCACUUGAUUUACUGAGCUCAUGUAGCCCAACUCAAAUAAGCUUAGACUUUUCCAACAGUCCAUCAGUUAACUCCAUGUCAGGUUUUCGUACAAAUGACCCCUUUUCUCAAGUCUCUCAGUCAUCACUUCCAGACUACGAUGCACUAAAAAACAAGAGUGGAAUUUUACUCUGGCGCGAACCUGAUUUGGCCGGUAAUCGUUGUUGUGCUGAUUGCGCUGUUGGAGAUGCAAGAUGGGCUAGCAUUAAUUUAGGCGUGACACUGUGUACUCUAUGUGCUGCAGUUCACCGUAGUCUUGGUGUUCACAUCUCAAAGGUUCGAUCACUAACUCUUGAUAAUUGGCAGCCAGAGUUAUUGCAUGUGAUGCUCAAUCUAGGUAAUAAGUUUGUGAAUGAAAUUGUCGAAGCAAAUCGUCCUCACCAUAGUGUUCCAGAGUUUCCUCGUCUGUCAACAAACACACCAUUCGAGCAACGUAAAGUUUGGAUUGAAGCCAAAUGGGUUCGUUUUAAAUUUGCCCGUCUUCCUAUAUCCACUGGGGAGGAAGUAUCUGAUUCAACAGAAGCUGUUCAGUGGAUUAAACACUUGUACGAUAAUUGGCUUCAAACACGCGCUCAAACACGUGAUAAUUUUCCUGAACUUAUCCACCAUCCUACGUCAUCGUCGCCAUCAUCUAUCCGAGAAUCGAAUAGCUUAGAUAAGAAAUUAACUCGGCAUAAUAUGCGUCGAUAUGCUAUCCUAAACCAGUUGAUGAAUAUCAUCAAAGCUUUGCACGAAAAACAUACGUCUAACGCUAAAAAUAGUUCCAGAGUGCUAUUUCGAUGUGCUGAACAGCUAGCUGCAGCAGAGAAUUUAGUUUGUUUUGGUGCUCGUCUUGGUUGUCCGCUUCUUAUCUUGUCCGGUCUUGCUGGUGGAGCUAGUCCGGAUGCAAAACUGAAAGUUGGAGUAUCUUCUAGUUAUCCACCGUUGAUAUUGGCUUCCCGUACUGGUUCUAUAGCAGCUAGUGAAUUUCUCCUAUUGAAUGGUGCAGACGUAAGUUAAAGGAAUAUGUUCAAUUUUGUUUUCGCUUGUUCUGUAUUCUUACUCACUACUUGCUGAAACUGCAGGAAGUGGAGUCAAGUUUUAAUCUGCGACCAAUUACUCAGUAUUUGAGUUCUGAAUUUAAAAAAAUGACGUAUCUGGAUAGUAAAUAACCGGCCUCACGUCUAUAAAUCAGUGGUGACUGAAGUUUGCAAUUAAUCGUCACAAAGCUAGAGACUUGAGUCGAUCGAAAUAAACUAGUUUUGUGCUUACUGAUAUUUAACAACAACAUGUACAGCUCAGUGAUAGCACUUCUGACUAUGACAUUUAGUUACAUAGAUCCAGGCUUCACUUUCCAAAGGGUUAGUGUUACGUUUCAAGAUGCAUGAAAUUUGCAACUAGAAAUUCCUGUCACUUUUCGCCUAUUAUCUGAUAACAUCAGGAUUGUUCAUUGUUUCAAAGUGGUCAUCAGGGAAAUCUAGAUAACUAGAAUAUCUCAUAGAGUACAGUGUGUACUAUAGUACAGAGUAUACUUUGAGAGAUGAAAAUCUUUGAGAAUAUGAACCUCGCUUAUUGAUAUCAGUAGGUGCAAAAUGUAGGUAAAUGGCUCCAUUUGACCGUUCAUAAGAAUUUAGUACGUGCAUAUCAUUUCAUUCUGUCUGAUAUCUAUAUUCAUUGUGCACUGAGGACUACAAUAGUUUAACCUUGGUUUUAAGUCUUGUAGGAAUCAAGGCUUUCCUUUUUUUAGGAUAUUCAGUCAUGAAAUUGAAUAGCACAUUGUAGGGUACAUUUUCACCGAGUUACUUUGAAGCAACAUCUUUUUUGAACAGGCAGCCUAGGACAAUAGUGCAUCAACUUACUUCGCUACUCUAUAUAUAGUAUAAUAUGGGCAAUGUUGUUUGAUGCGUAGAUUAGUCAGACAUUUGAUAACAGUGACAAUGUGAAUGGUGAAUACAUUAUUUUCACCGUGGUCUGUUUUGAGUUAUGUCCCCUAAUUCAUAUUCAAGAAACGUAUAUUUCCCUAAGACUUACAGCAAGAUUUUGUAAUUUUAUAGACUGUUGUUUACUCUGUUUGUUUUCCCUUCCUUCAAAUCAGUCAACAUUGGGGUGUUCAGUAAAUCAGAACCUAUAGAUUUUGUCUCAUUUCUGUAGUUCAUCGAUAACUGUUAAGCAUAUUUUAGUGAGAGGUUGUUUGCUUUUUACUUUCACACCAGAAUUUAUUGGAAAGUUAUCAGAUGUAUCAUUCAUCGGGUCUGAUGCUUGGUAAAAGAUAUGUUAAAUCCUACUAAAAGUUUUAUUAUGCACCAUAGUGGUCCGUUGUAUUUUACUAACUUUUCUUUCGAAAACUAGUUUAGGAUUCCUUUACACUAUUUUUUAUUUUUUGUUGUCGGUAAAUAGAUUGAUAUAAGAGACGAUCAAGGUCGGACUGCACUUCAUCACGCUUGUCGAUUUGGUCGAGUACAUUUAGUCUGUUUGUUAUUGCGACGUCGAGCCAAUCAAAUGAUCGCAGACAAAGAUGGGAAAUUACCGUUAGAUGUGGCAUUAGAAUUAGCCAAUGCUGAUAUUGUGACCUUGUUACGGUUGCAACGAUUAAAUGAAACUGCCAAGAGCUCUGAUUUCACAUUAAGCGAUGAAACAGUCAAUGAUGUAUUUCGUGAUUUCACUUCACGUACUUAUUACUUGAAUUGUGAUGAUUAUGAUAAUGUCGAUGGAGAUGACGACGAUGGCUAUGAAGACGAUGAAACAAUCUGUACUAAUCUUGAGUCAUAUGAGCUCUCUUUACCAAGAACAGAUAAGAAAGCGUAUACUACCAAUAAAAUUAUUAAGAUUCGAUCAAUUUAUGAAAGGAAUCUGCAGACGCUUCCUUCUAACAACACUAAUGGGGUGAUUCUAAUAACCAGUACCACCACUAAUACUACGAGUGUUGCCUCAACUCCUAGUACUAUUACUACUGCUGCCACUCCAGCUUGUGGUGCUAUUGCUGUAGAUAUCCGGCGACGACGAGAUAGAAGUCAUCAAAAUUCCUUUGAUUCCUCUGAAAAAUGAUGAAUCAUUCAGAUUGGAACGUCGAUUUUCUUGAUGUUCCUUUUCCACAUAUUUCCAUUGUAAGCGGUAAAAUCUUGCACAGAUUUUUUGCAAUGUUUGCACUAUUAUUUACUUACUGAUACUCAAUGAUCUCUCUUAAACACUUUGUAUUAUUGAUAUUAUUAUUAUCGUCAUUGUUUUCUUGUCGUGUAAUUUGGUUUAAUCGUUAUUACUUUGUUAGAUUUCCUCCGAUUUAGGGUUUUCGCUGAACAUUCCUCAUCCAUCCUAACUUUUCUCCUUGUUUGACGAUCUCUUGUUGCUCCUGUUCUUGAUUGCACAGUAUGCAACUUUUCUUGACUUAUGGUUAGUUUUAUUUCUCCCACUCACACUUGACGAUCUGUCUCAAUACAACUACUCUACUAUCUACCCUUGGGAUUAGUGUUAACUGCGUAUUUUCCUCUAGCAGGUUAUAAUAUUAUGUUGCAAUGUAGCGUAGCAGAUUAUACUUUCUCCAUGUGUGUAUGUUGCCACAAUCUCACAUACAGAUACAUCACGACACUUUUUAUGUACUUGUCCAAUUAUACUGUUAUUGCAUUGUAUUUUCAUUCCUUCCUUCCCCACCCUUUUUCAUUUUUACACGUUUGUACUGAUUUUCUCUUGUAUAUGAAUGGAAAUAUAGCUUCUCAUGUGGCUGC